UCUUUGUGGACAAGUCGAUGAAGGGUUUGUGAUUGUGGCAGUGAGAUAAGACGUGCCCUUUCAUCCCCUACACAUACGCCAUCUUUUUAUAUCUCAAUUUCACUCCAAUUAAUGGGUUGUUGUUGCGACGAAGACGACGGUGACAUUUUCCGGCAACUCAUCAAUUCCAAUUUCUCCUCUUCGUCCUCAUCCACCGCUACCGUCACCGUCACCACCACUGCCACCACUGUGAUCUCCCCCAUGAAUUCCCAUUUCCCGGCACUCUCCUCCACCGACAUCCUCCGCCUCAUCUUCCAGAACCUUCCGAUCCCCGAUCUCGCCCGUGCCAGCUGCGUCUGCCGUCUCUGGAACUCCGUCGCCUCCCAGAGGGAGAUGCUCACCAGAGCCUUCGUCGCCCCUUGGAAAUUGAAUGACGUUAUCGGCGACCCGCUCUCUGGAAGCUUCUGGAGAGACAAUUCUCUAGCCAAAUUCGCCAUCUCCCAUCACAUUUGGCGCGGCGACACCGUCGCUAGCCUCGCCGUCAAGUACUCUGUUCAGGUAAUGGGCAUAAAGCGCCUGAACAACAUGAUAAGCGACCAUGGCAUAUACUCAAGGGAAAGGUUAUUGAUCCCUAUUAGUAAUCCUGAUAUUCUGAUCAACAGAACAUGCUUUAUUGAGCUGGAUGUCUAUGCAAAACGAGAAGUAGCAGUGCUGUAUCCUAAUGAUGUACCAGACACGAGGACUACCUAUGUGUCAAACAGAAUUUCCUCAGAAGAAAGCAACAAAAGGGUGGUUGAUUCCUUGAAGAGAAGCAUGCAUGUUGAUAAUGAAACAGCUCAAUAUUACUGGUCUGUUUCAAAUGGUGAUCCACGAGCGGCAUUUGCCGAAUUUUCUGCAGACCUUAACUGGGAUAGGCAAGCAGGGCAUUCAUAGUCUUUCUUAAGGUUACCUUGUUAUUUGAGAGGUUGAUGGCAAGUGGAAAACAAAUUAUUUAAGAGGUUGCUUGGCAGGUAAAUAGAUAAAUAGUUAAAAAAAAUGUGUUGCAGGCAAGUAUAUGCUUCAGUAGGUUGCCUCUUAAAAAAUCUGUUCAUUCUCCUCUGAUUGAAUACUGCUUGAGUUCUAAAUAGAUUGUCAUAUUUGCUUAUAAAACUACAGUCAUAUACUGUUGCCGUGUGUAAAAGAUUUCAGCCACUCAUGUGGUGAAGUGUGUUCAGAAUAUGUGUAAAAUUUAUUAUUACUCUUUUAUAACAGAAAGUGAUGCAUUAUUUUAGUCUAGUCAUUAUAUGCUUGGCGCGGAAAGGUUUGAUUUUGUUCACAUUUGUAAGCAUUCACAUUUACCACUCCAGAGCAGAAUUUUAUGCCAAGAAUAAGCUGUUCGAACAAAAAGUGGAUACGAGGAUGACCUGUUUUCCCUUUUCCUACCAGUGCAGACUUCGAGCCUUUCAGAAGCUAAAUUGAUACUACCCAAUGACUUAAUAGAUAAGGGUGUGUGAGGAAUCAGAAUCUAUUUGUGAAACGAAUGUUUGAUAUUAUAUUCUCAUCCUGUCUUUUUGUAACAGUUAUGCCUUUAUGAAUUACUGCCUUUUCUAAAGCCUUGUGCUGUCAGUUGCAAGAACCUUUGAAUGGAGAAUGUUGAAUCGGUGGUACUGUUAACUUGUAUCCUCCAAUAUCAAAAUGGUGAUUUGAUUUGAUUGAUUUCAAGUCAGCCACCCUACCUGCUAUUGUAGUACGACUGGUAACCAAGGAAUGUCCAUGAGAUGAACAUAGAAAGCUUCCAUCUUUCUUGAUUGGUCGACGGUGAAAAUGUUGGAACUUUUGAACUGAAAGUAUUCAUGCUAUUAUUUUGCAAUUUUAAUGGGAUGGAGAGAUUGUCAGCAAGCGGCAAGGGAAAAGGUGUGUGUAACUUGAAGAAACAGGUGGACUGUUUUUCUUUAAUAGUACAUUAAUCUUUGAAUGAUUUAGAGCAUGCAGUGUACAUCUUAGUUUUAUUUCUUGAAAGUUAAAAACA
Vigna unguiculata (cowpea) is the source of this 1987-nucleotide messenger RNA. Its product is annotated as peptidoglycan-binding LysM domain-containing protein. NCBI's taxonomy places the organism in Eukaryota, Viridiplantae, Streptophyta, Magnoliopsida, Fabales, Fabaceae. The record is from RefSeq and is a predicted model, not a curated record. Gene Ontology annotation, molecular function: protein binding.